Rhopalosiphum padi (bird cherry-oat aphid) is the source of this 3699-nucleotide messenger RNA. RefSeq names its product E3 ubiquitin-protein ligase Siah1-like. The coding region runs from base 579 to 1589 and encodes 336 amino acids. NCBI's taxonomy places the organism in Eukaryota, Metazoa, Arthropoda, Insecta, Hemiptera, Aphididae. Gene Ontology annotation, biological process: proteasome-mediated ubiquitin-dependent protein catabolic process; multicellular organism development. Gene Ontology annotation, molecular function: ubiquitin protein ligase activity; ubiquitin conjugating enzyme binding; zinc ion binding. The transcript has a single exon. Gene Ontology annotation, cellular component: cytoplasm. The record is from RefSeq and is a predicted model, not a curated record.
GUCAUAUGAAUAGCAGUAAAUGUUCUAUGGCAAUAGUGUAUUAUAAGUGUAGGUUUACUAAUUUAUUUUUUUUUUUUUACGGUUUUCAUGCGUUUUGGCUAUGUCCGUUUAUUUAUCAAUACCACCAAGUGAAGUAAUUAUUGAUUCGUGCAUUAAAAUAAACACCGUAGUCUAACGUUAUUAUUCUUAUAAAGUGUGUUCGUUGUUUUAUUCGCCCGACGCCGGACAUAUAAAUUACUUAUACAAAAUACCUAUUUGGACAUGCACCGAUCAAAGGACUGCAGUUCGUGAUUGACAGCAAAUCAAAAAAUAACACCCAAAGUACGCGCGAGGUACUUACAUAUUUUUAGCUUAAUUUGUAUAUAAUUAGACCUAAUUAUAAAAGUACAAAAUUAGAAAUGGACAACAUUAGGAAGUUCGCCGCAUCCUCUGUUGUAUCGUCUUGCAAAUUCUUGUUUGUUUUCUGACAACUCGUGUUAAAUACCAAACAAUUAAUUUGGUUUGUAUUGGUUCAGUUCUCAUGUGUCUCAAUACCGAAGACUUGAUUAAAUACGCUCAUGAUUAUUUGUUAGCUUUACAUGGCAGAAAACACCUCCAUUUCCAAUAAUAGUGGUAUUGUGGAAUUUAACCACCAUUUAGUCACUGAUCAAGAAACAAGGAUGAGUGGAUCUGGUGGAUCAAAUAGUGGUGGUACAUCGAUUGGUAAUCCAACUGCUAGUGUUGGCACUGUCAGUGUGUUAUUGCCCAGUGGUGGUGGGACAAAGCGAAGAAGUGCCGUUGGCAGUAAUAGCUCUCAUAAUGGCGGAUCUGCUUCAAAUUCUGCAUCUAUAUCUGCUGAUUUAGCAUCACUUUUUGAAUGCCCUGUUUGUUUUGAUUAUGUGUUACCUCCAAUAUUGCAAUGCCAAAGCGGACAUUUAGUUUGUAGUACAUGUAGACCAAAACUCAACUGUUGUCCAACAUGCCGUGGUCCACUUGGAAACAUACGCAAUUUAGCCAUGGAAAAAGUAGCUUCAACAGUCAUGUUUCCUUGUAAAUAUUCAUCAUCAGGUUGUCCUGUAUCAUUAUUACAUUCUGAAAAAGUUGAACAUGAAGAAUUAUGUGAAUGUCGCCCAUACACUUGCCCAUGUCCAGGUGCUUCGUGUAAAUGGCAAGGUGGAUUGGAACAAGUCAUGGAACACUUAAUGGUUGCACAUAAAUCUAUAACAACUUUACAAGGAGAAGAUAUAGUAUUUUUAGCAACAGAUAUAAAUCUCCCCGGUGCAGUGGAUUGGGUCAUGAUGCAAUCAUGUUUUGGCCAUCAUUUUAUGCUUGUACUUGAAAAGCAAGAAAAAUAUGAAGGACACCAACAGUUCUUUGCUAUUGUGCAAUUGAUUGGUAGCCGAAAGCAAUGUGAAAAUUUUGCUUAUAGGCUAGAACUUAAUGGACAUCGAAGACGUUUAGCAUGGGAAGCUACACCAAGAAGUAUACAUGAAGGAGUUUCAACAGCAAUUUUGAAUUCAGACUGUUUGGUUUUUGAUACAAGUACAGCACAACUCUUUGCCGAUAAUGGAAAUUUAGGAAUUAAUGUCACAAUAUCUACAAAUGUGUAAAGCACAUAAAUAUUUGUGUGGAUUAGUAUCCAUGAAAAAUAACGAAAUAUUUUUCUUUUAUGACUUAUUCCUAACCAACUAAUUAAAAUAUGGAUGUAAAUAAAAUAGAUAUUAAUCAACUGCAUUUUGGGGAGAUAACUAAUGUAUGAACCAAUUUAUAGUGAGAAUUUAUAUAUAUUUCUCAUUGUUCGAAAAAAAAUAAACCAAUACUUGUAUCAUUUAGUUGACAACAUUUGUUAAAUAAUUAGCCUGAAAAUAUAAUUUAAAGAUAUUUAUUUUUAUCACUGAGUAUCUUAGUUUGUUAAUAAGACUUGAGUACAUACAUAUAUCUCACAUAUUCUUUAAACUUGUAACUAUAAAAAUAAUAUUAGUUUUAAUAAUGAAUUUUGUUUAUAUUUCUGUGAGUUUUAAUAUUAACUUACAUUUGUUUAUUUAAAAAUACUAUUUACAGAAAGAAAAAUAUAUCUAGGUCUAUUAUUAAUAAUUAAAUCAGUUAAAAUUCUAAGAUGUAUUCCCUUUUUUCGCGUGUUUUUAAAUUUUUAUUCAAUAACAUAAAUAUAUCAUUAAGUUGCAAUGAUAUGCUUAAGAUAUGUGUUAACUAUUUUUGUUUGUCUGGAUUUUGUUCAUCACGUGUGUGUAUGUGUGUGUACUCGUCAUGUUAUGACUUGUGAGUUACUAAAAAAAAAAUGUAAAUGUAUUUUAAUGAUAAAUUAAUAAUUUUGUUUCUAUUUUGUAUAAUAUUGUAAAUACAUCUUGUAGGUAUAAUUUUUUUUUUUUUUCUAUUAAAUUUACAAAUUAUAAAAAUAUAAAUUGUCAAUGUUUCAUCAUUUUUCGAAAUAACUUAUGAAACAUAUCAUUAAAUAAACUAAAAAUGUCGAACUAAUUUGUUCAUUUAAUAAUUCAACGUGUCUCAAAUGUACAAAUUAUUAUGUUUAAUAUAGUUGAUGUUGAAUUGUGUUUCUCAUUAAUAAAUAUUUCAAAAAUAACUUGAGAUUUUUUUCUUAAAAAAUGAAGACAAUUGUAUUAUUAAUAAACAUAUGUGAAAAUGAGUACCUAGUAAUUCUAGGUUUAAUACAAUCAUUAAUUUUCAUGUAAUGUAAAUUAGUUUUCUAAACUUGAAUGUAUUUAAUAACUUAUUAGAUACCACAGUAGGUCUUACUUUUCAUUAUUUUGUUGUUUUUUUUUUUUUUAUUAUUAUUACCCAUUUGUGUUCAUUUUAUAUUCUAUUUUAUCCAGGGGCAGAUUUAAUACAGCGGUGCUUAAAAGAACUUUAAGCUAUCUCUCUAGACCUUAAUAUGCCCUAACUUAUAAUACAGAUAUAUAGGUAGUAUAUAAUAUAUAAAAAAAUAUACAUUAUAUAUUAUAUAAUAUUAUAUGUUUGUAAUCCCUAAAAUAUGUGCAUCCCAGGCAGUUGUCUAGUAUGCCAUGAAUCCGCCCCUGAGUUCUUUUUUACUUAUAGUUAUUAUGUGGUCAUUAAUAAAAGUGUCUAAUAUAACUUGUAUGUACUAAUUUAUUAUAAUUUUAUAUGGUUCAAAAUAUUUUUUUUUUAUUAUUAUUUUUAUUACAAUAUUUGAAAAAAAACCUUUUAAUAAAAUUAUUUUAUGUAAGUGACUAAAAUAUAGUAUUUUGGUAAAAUUAGAUAUUGUUUUAAUUACUUAUUAUGAAGGCAUUAUUAUAAAAUAUGUAUUUACUACCUAUACUUAAUAAGUUAUAAUUUAUAAAUAUUGAUUAUUUUUUUUUAUAAUUUAAAUAUUUACAGACCAAGUGUUCAAGUUUGUGUUACUUAUAAGUAUCUAGCAUAUGUCUUAACUAUUGGAUUUUUUUUUACAAACUUGGUAAUUUAUUAAUUAAUAUUUAAAACAAUGACUUUGUAUAACAAAUUAUUGUAUAUGAUGUAUUUUACAUGUAUACUUAGGCUAAGUGAAUAGUCUCAACUAUUGUUGGAAGUGACACAUCAUUUAAUUGUGCAAUGUUAUAGUUGCAGUAAUUCAGGAUUUUUAAAUUAAAAAAAACAUUAACUGUUUCAUUAAACAUAAAUUUAUUAAUAUUUUAAUAAAAUUGUAUGUAUUAAAAAAAAUUAAUAAUAAAUACAGAUUUUUUUUAUUUAUUA